Molecule: messenger RNA, 2851 nt
Organism: Vitis riparia (riverbank grape)
Lineage: Eukaryota; Viridiplantae; Streptophyta; Magnoliopsida; Vitales; Vitaceae
Product: exocyst complex component SEC5A-like
Exons: 18
Coding region: 79-2841 (920 amino acids)
Biological process (GO): exocytosis; Golgi to plasma membrane transport
Cellular component (GO): exocyst
Source: RefSeq, a predicted model, not a curated record
UCAUCACUACUCGUCAGAUCUGGAAAAAAAAAGGAAAAAAAAAAGGAAAAAGAAAAAGGAAAGACAGAGGGAAAAAGGAUGUCCAGCGACAGUGAUGACGAAGAGGAGCUUCUACAGAUGGCGCUGAAGGAGCAGGCGCAGAGGGAUGUCAACUACAACAAGGCGGGGCGGGCAUCGAAGCCGGUGGUGAAUUAUGUUCAGGCACCUCCGCACCCGUCAACGGCGGCCAAGCAGAGGAACCCUAACCCUAAUCCUAAUCAGAGGCCUCCGGCGACGCAGAAGGGUCGGAGGGGUGGAGUGGAGGAUGAGGACGAUUCGGAGGUGGAGAUGCUGAGCAUAUCGUCCGGGGACGAGGACUCGGUGAAGGAUCGGGGGGUGGCGGCCCGGAGUCGGGGCGCCGGCGGGCGAGGGGAGAAGGAGGAUGGGGACAAGGGGUGGGAUGGUGGGGAGCCCAAUUGUUGGAAGACAGUUGAUGAAGCUGAGCUUGCUCGUAGGGUUCGUGAGAUGCGGGAGACAAAAGCAGUACCAGUGGCUCAAAAGAUUGAGAAAAAGGCGUCAGCGAUGGGUAUAAAGGUGCUCAACAAUUUACAGUCCUUCCCUCGAGGCAUGGAAUGUAUUGAUCCACUGGGAUUGGGGAUAAUAGACAAUAAAUCAUUAAAGUUAAUCACUGAGGCUUCAGAAAGCUCUCCAACCAAGGUUUCUAAGGAUUAUCCCGAUGCUGUCCUUCGUGAAAAGUUGUUGUAUUUCUCCGAGAAAUUUGAUGCAAAGAUGUUUUUAUCCCGGAUACACCAAGAAACAAGUGCUGCGGACCUAGAGGCUGGUGCUCUUGCUUUAAAAACAGAUCUCAAAGGACGGACUCAACAAAAAAAACAAUUGGUUAAAGAAAAUUUUGAUUGCUUUGUCUCAUGCAAAACUACCAUAGAUGAUAUACAGACAAAAUUGAAAAGGAUUGAAGAAGACCCUGAAGGUUCAGGAACUUCUCACUUGUUUAAUUGUAUUCAGGGAGUCAGCUCUCUGGCUAAUCGUGCCUUUGAGCCUCUAUUUGAGAGACAGGCUCAAACUGAGAAGAUCAGAUCUGUGCAAGGAAUGCUUCAAAGAUUCCGAACGCUAUUCAACUUGCCUAGUUCAAUUCGUGGGAGUAUUAGUAAGGGUGAAUAUGACCUGGCGGUUAGGGAAUACAGGAAAGCGAAGUCAAUCGCUCUGCCUUCUCAUGUGGAAAUAUUAAAACGUGUUCUCGAGGAGGUUGAAAAAGUAAUGCAUGAGUUCAAAGGCAUGCUUUACAAGUCAAUGGAAGAUCCACAAAUUGACCUAACUGAUCUUGAAAACACUGUGAGGUUGUUGCUGGAGCUCGAACCUGAGUCAGAUCCUGUAUGGCAUUAUUUAAAUAUACAGAAUCAUAGAAUUCGAGGUUUGCUUGAAAAAUGCACCUUAGAUCAUGAAUCAAGGAUGGAAACUUUGCAUGAUGAGAUUCGUGAAAGAGCUCUUUCUGAUGCAAAGUGGAGGCAAAUUCAACAAGAUUCAAAUCAAUCUUCAGAGGUGGACUAUUCUCUGACUCCUGGAAACACCAAUCUGCUGGUAGAUUCACCACAAGUAGGCUUGACAAGUGAAGAAGUUGAUGCUCUUAGAGGAAAGUAUAUCCGCAGGCUAACUGCUGUUCUUAUCCAUCACAUACCAGCUUUCUGGAAAGUAGCACUUUCUGUUUUCAGUGGGAAGUUUGCUAAGUCUUCCCAAGUUUCUGCGGAAUCAAAUAUUAAUACUUCUGCAAGUAAAACUGAGGAAAAAGUUGGAGAUGGGAAGUAUUCUAGUCAUUCUCUUGAUGAAGUUGCAGGAAUGAUACGCAGUACUAUUUCUGCAUAUGAAGUCAAGGUCCAUAACACAUUUCGUGAUCUUGAAGAAUCAAAUAUUCUUCAACCUUACAUGAUGGACGCUAUAAAAGAAAUUGCUAAAGCAUGUCAAGCUUUUGAAGUGAAAGAAUCAGCUCCCCCAAUUGCUGUUAUGGCACUGCGAUCACUUCAUUCAGAGGUUGCAAAAAUUUAUAUACUAAGGCUUUGCACAUGGAUGCGGACAACAACAGAAGAGAUAUCAAAAGAUGAAACGUGGGUUUCAGUAUCUAUUCUUGAAAGGAAUAAAUCUCCAUACUCGAUAUCAUACUUGCCUCUAGCAUUCCGUUCGAUUAUGACAUCAGCAAUGGAUCAAAUCAAUUUGAUGAUUCAGUCUUUAAGGAGUGAGGCUCUGAAGUCAGAGGAUAUGUUCAUGCAUCUUCAAGAGAUUCAAGAAUCUAUUAGGCUGGCAUUUCUGAAUUGUUUCCUACAUUUUUCUGGUCACCUGGAGAAUAUUGGAGGUGAGCUUGCUCAAACCAGAUCAAACAAAGAAAAUUUUCUGCAGAAUGGGUAUUCUCAUGAACCAACAGAGAAAACAUCUGAGCUUCUUCCAGGAAGUGUUGUUGAUCCACAUCAACAGCUAUUGAUAGUUUUGAGCAAUAUUGGAUAUUGCAAAGAUGAACUUUGUACUGAGUUGUACAACAAGUACAGACAUGUCUGGCUGCAAUCUAGGGAAAGAGAUGAAGGAGACAGUGACAUACGAGAUUUAGUAGUGUGUUUCUCUGGGCUUGAAGAGAAGGUCCUUGCACAGUAUACUUUUGCAAAGGCCAAUUUGAUCAGAUCAGCUGCUGUGAACUAUUUGUUGGAUGCUGGAAUUCAGUGGGGGGCCGCACCUGCCGUCAAAGGUGUACGAGAUGCAGCUGUGGAGUUAUUGCACACUCUAGUAGCUGUGCAUGCAGAGGUAUUUGUUGCAUCUGUUCUGGGGUUCAUCUUAAAGUUCUCUUGCUCUCCUUGCAUGUAGUUCUGUGCUG